Molecule: messenger RNA, 1686 nt
Organism: Fusarium vanettenii 77-13-4
Lineage: Eukaryota; Fungi; Ascomycota; Sordariomycetes; Hypocreales; Nectriaceae
Exons: 4
Coding region: 54-1598 (514 amino acids)
Molecular function (GO): acyl-CoA dehydrogenase activity; flavin adenine dinucleotide binding; heme binding
Source: RefSeq, a predicted model, not a curated record
UUUUUGGUCUUGUCUAAAGCGCUUCUUUGCUAGACGUGUAGAUUAUCACAGCCAUGAGUCCUCCUACAGAUACAUUCUCCCGCGAGGAGGUCCGCUCGCACACGACAGAGGACUCCCUCUGGUGCAUCAUCGACAGCAAGGUCUACGACCUCACCGACUUCGUCGACGCCCACCCCGGCGGCGAGACCGUCCUCCGUCAGGUCGCCGGCCAAGAUGCUACCGCUGCCUUUUACAACCUGCACCGACACGAGGUCCUUACGAGGAACCAGCGUCUCGUCGUCGGUACCAUCGAGGGCGAAAAGCCCCAGGUCAUCACCCCGCAGCCCGGCGACCUCAGCCAGGUUCCCUAUGCGGAACCUCUGUGGCUCGCGCCGCCGUUCCGCUCGCCUUACUACAGCGACAGCCAUAAGCGUCUGCAGCGCAAGCUGAGAGAGUUUGUCGAUAGCGAGCUGUACAAGGAGGCGCAGGAAUGCGAGGCCACAGGACGAUACAUUAGCCAGGCGAUGAUUGAUCGCAUGAGCGAGCUCGGAAUCUUGCACAUGCGACUCGGUCCCGGUAAACACCUCCACGGGGUCGAGCUCAUGGGCGGCGCAGUCAAGGGCGAAGAGUUUGACUACUUCCACGACUUGAUUGUGGGACAAGAGCUGGCCAGGGCCAUGGCUAGAGGCUUCGCUGAUGGCAACAUGGCGGGUAUGACCAUUGGCUUGACAGCAGUCCUCCAGUAUGCGCACGAUGAGGCGUGGAAGAACAAGAUCGCCCAAGAGGUCUUUAGCGGCAAGAAGAAGCUGUGCCUUGCAAUCACCGAGGCGUUUGCCGGUUCAGACGUUGCUGGACUGCGAACCACGGCCGAAAAGACCCCUGAUGGAAAGCACUAUAUUGUCAACGGAACAAAGAAGUGGAUCACCAACGGCUGUUGGGCAGACUACUUCGUCACGGGUGUUCGAACUGACAAGGGCUUGAGUGUCGUCCUCAUCGAGCGCGGAGAGGGCGUCGAGACCAAGGCCAUCAAGACAUCCUACUCUCCCGCCGCUGGCACGGCCUACGUGACAUUCGAAAAUGUCAAGGUCCCAGUAGAGAACCUGCUUGGUCAGGAGAACAAGGGUAUCCACGUCAUCCUUAGCAACUUCAACCACGAGCGGUGGAUGAUGGUUUGCGGCAGUCUUCGCAUGUCGCGAUCUAUUGUCGAGGAGUGUCUCAAGUGGUCGAACCAGCGCCAGGUGUUUGGCAAGCAGCUCAUUGACCAGCCCGUCAUCCGCCAAAAGCUCGCCAAGAUGAUUGCGUUGGUCGAGGCCAAUCAGUCCUGGCUCGAAACCGUUACCUACCAGAUGUGCCACAUGCCCUACAAGCAGCAGGCACAGCACCUCGCCGGCCCCAUUGGUCUGCUCAAGAUGAGCGCCACUCGCGCUGCCCACGAGAUUGCCGACGAGGCCGUGCAAAUUUGGGGCGGCCGAGGUCUCACACAAACCGGCAUGGGCAAGUUCAUCGAGAUGUUCCACCGAACAUACAAGUUCGACGCCAUCCUCGGAGGUGCGGAAGAGGUGUUGGGCGAUCUGGGCGUAAGGCAGGCUAUGCGAAACUUCCCCAAGGCCAUGUUGUAAGGUUGUCUCCGAGGAUAGGUUUCCGAUUCUCGCCUGUAUUUAUAAUGCCACCAAGCGUUUUGUAUUCGACCCAGAUUUCCACUGUCGU